Molecule: messenger RNA, 1296 nt
Organism: Balaenoptera acutorostrata (minke whale)
Lineage: Eukaryota; Metazoa; Chordata; Mammalia; Artiodactyla; Balaenopteridae
Exons: 3
Coding region: 1-1296 (431 amino acids)
Source: RefSeq, a predicted model, not a curated record
AUGUCCAGGUGUAAUGUUUAUGAUCUGCAGCUCCUCCCACCUCGAGGGAGGAGGGACCGGGUUUUGGCCAGACGGUCUGUCUUGGACUCGAGGGGUGCUGUCCAGGGUGAGGAGGAGGGGGAGAGAGCCCCGAAGUCAGAAAGGAUGGGAGAAAGACAGGAGGAGCCCAGCGGAGAGGAGAGCAGAGUCCUGACCCGGAGUCCAGGGCAAGGGACCCUGAUUGCUGGCAAAGGCGACACUCAUAAAGGGAUACCAGAAGCCUGUCCAGGGCACCCACACCUCUGUGGCGUGGUUGAUAAUGGGGCACUUGGUGGCGUGGUGGAUAAUGGGGCAUCUGGGGUCGUGGUGGAUAAUGGGGCGUCUGGGGUCGUGGUGGAUAAUGGGGCAUCUGGGGGCGUGGUGGAUAAUGGGGCAUCUGGGGGCGUGGUGGAUAAUGGGGCGUCUGGGAGCGUGGUGGAUAAUGGGGCGUCUGGGGGCGUGGUGGAUAAUGGGGCGUCUGGGGGCGUGGUGGAUAAUGGGGCGUCUGGGAGCGUGGUGGAUAAUGGGGCAUCUGGGGGCGUGGUGGAUAAUGGGGCAUCUGGGGGCGUGGUGGAUAAUGGGGCAUCUGGGGGCGUGGUGGAUAAUGGGGCAUCUGGGGGCGUGGUGGAUAAUGGGGCAUCUGGGGGCGUGGUGGAUAAUGGGGCAUCUGGGGGCGUGGUGGAUAAUGGGGCACUUGGUGGCGUGGUGGAUAAUGGGGCAUCUGGGGUCGUGGUGGAUAAUGGGGCGUCUGGGGUCGUGGUGGAUAAUGGGGCAUCUGGGGGCGUGGUGGAUAAUGGGGCAUCUGGGGGCGUGGUGGAUAAUGGGGCGUCUGGGGUCGUGGUGGAUAAUGGGGCGUCUGGGGUCGUGGUGGAUAAUGGGGCGUCUGGGGGCGUGGUGGAUAAUGGGGCGUCUGGGAGCGUGGUGGAUAAUGGGGCAUCUGGGGGCGUGGUGGAUAAUGGGGCAUCUGGGGUCGUGGUGGAUAAUGGGGCGUCUGGGGUCGUGGUGGAUAAUGGGGCAUCUGGGGGCGUGGUGGAUAAUGGGGCAUCUGGGGGCGUGGUGGAUAAUGGGGCGUCUGGGAGCGUGGUGGAUAAUGGGGCGUCUGGGGUCGUGGUGGAUAAUGGGGCAUCUGGGGGCGUGGUGGAUAAUGGGGCGUCUGGGAGCGUGGUGGAUAAUGGGGCGUCUGGGGGCGUGGUGGAUAAUGGGGCGUCUGGGGGCGUGGUGCGUAAUGGGGCAUCUGGGGGUUUUGUGGAUAAUGGGGCAUCUGGGGGAGAGGGGUGA